Capsicum annuum is the source of this 754-nucleotide messenger RNA. RefSeq names its product NADH dehydrogenase [ubiquinone] 1 alpha subcomplex subunit 6. The transcript is spliced from 2 exons. Bases 158 to 559 code for a protein of 133 amino acids. Lineage: Eukaryota; Viridiplantae; Streptophyta; Magnoliopsida; Solanales; Solanaceae. Gene Ontology annotation, biological process: response to oxidative stress. The record is from RefSeq and is a predicted model, not a curated record.
ACCUUUUUAGAUAUAGUUCAGAUUCACACAUAUUAUUGAGACUCAAGAGGUCAUUUCACUGUUUAUUCUGAAGCCUUUUAAUCCUUGUGAAAGUCUUCUCUUUUCUGAGCAAUCGUCAUUUUACUUGUUCACUAAAGGCAGAAAGAAAUCAUCUCAGAUGGCCCAUAUUAUGCUGAAGAAGCUCAAGGUGCCAGCAAACUCGGGGAGUUUGGAAGAAGCUCGCAGUCGUACCUUUGAAUUCUUCAGGAUGUGUUGCAGAUCUAUCCCUCAUAUAAUGGAAAUCUAUAACUUGUACGAUGUCGUUACCCCAUCCCAACUCCGUUCAGCCGCCGCCGCCGAAGUUCGCAAGAAUUCCAAUGUCACUAACCCUAAGGUAAUUGACAUGCUGCUGUUCAAGGGCACGGAAGAGUUGAUGAACAUUGUGAACCAGUCAAAGCAGAGGCACCACAUUGUUGGCCAAUAUGUUGUGGGUAACCAAGGUCUUGUGCAGGACCUUGCAGCCAAAGAUCAGGAUACAUCCAAUUUCCUGAAAAAUUUCUAUGGCAGCAACUACUCCUAGAUCAUCUUUCUGUAUGAACUAUGUCAUGUGGGCAUUUCUGGUGGUCAAAAUUUACAAUAAUGAACAUGUACCUGCAUCUUACACUUGGAUGCACAUUGUCUGUUUUCUUUCUUCUUUUAAUUGGAGAGGAUGGUCUGAGUCAAGAACCACCAAUUGACAAUUUCUUUUUUGACUGGUAAAUUCUAUUAGUAUGCA